AUGGCUCUCAGCUUCUUUAGUGGCGGCGGGAGCGCAAGCAACGCCAAGUAUUUCGAUAUCCGUUUGAACGAUGAUUACAUUGUCUUUCGUGGCAACGAACAUGAAUCCGCCAGCGCUCAUCUGAAGGGGACCUUGGUCCUCUGCUUGUCCGAGCCUCUCGCCAUUAAACACUUGCGACUUCACCUCACUGGCAUGUCGCGUGUCUGCUGGCAUCUACCAUCUAGUUCGACCGCUGGCGGCCGCAAAUCCUGGAGAGAGCGCGUCUUCUACGAGAAAACCUGGCAAUUCCGCGACGCUGGCAAAGGCAAAACGGAGAUUCUCGCGGCCGGUAAUUACGAAUACCCCUUCGAUGUCAUUCUCGAGGGCUCCAUGCCUGAGAGUGUUGAGGGUCUGUCCGAGACCUGGGUCAUGUACCGGUUCAAGGCCGAGAUCGGUCGCAAGUACGCCAAAGACAUCGUGGCUCGGAAACCUCUGCGCAUCAUCCGAACACUCGACCCAAGUGCCCUCGAGCUAUCACACGCGAUGUCGGUCGACAAUAUUUGGCCCAACAAGAUCGAAUACUCCAUCAGCACUCCGACCAAGGCCGUUGUUUUCGGCACCUCUAUCCGCGUCGACUUCAAAUUGAUUCCUUUGCUGAAAGGCCUCCGGAUCGGACAAACUACGUCACAACUUAUCGAGAGUCACGAUCUGACCCUCAACCCGGAAGAUUCCGACUCCAUACGCAACACCUACAAAAUUACCCGAACCAUCAUGACAGAUGAGCAUGAAUUGGGAGACGAAAGUUUAGAAAUCAUUGAUGAGGUGGCCGAGGGAUACCAGUUCACACGGUUCCUCGACAUGCCACAAACCCUCACCCGGUGCUUGCAGGAUACAGACACCAAGGGUAUCAAGAUUCGCCACAAGAUGAAAUUCCGCAUUCAACUACAUAACCCCGAUGGGCAUAUUAGCGAGCUGCGCGCGACACUCCCCGUAUCGAUUUAUAUCUCCCCGCACAUCGCCAUUGACGAAAACAACAAUAUCCGCGAUUCCACGCCCCAACAAGCCCGCCGGGCAGCUGAUGAGGUUGUCCAGCAAGCCCCGCCCCUAUAUGGAGAGCAUCAGUUCGAUCAGCUUUACAGCCAAGUGGAUCCAAACGGAUAUCGGACACCAGGACCCGGCAGUGGCGGAGCAGGAACGCCUUUUGGCCCACUCAGUCGCAAUAUCUCUGCUGAAAACCUCGCCUCGAUGAACGCAUUGACGAACACCGAUAUAUCUGCCUCUGCUCUGCACACCCGCCUGACAAAUCUCAACGCAAACAGCCCCUCUCCUAACGAACCUCAUGACUCCCCGACCGAGAACCAUCCCAACUCCCGCCAGCUGAACGUGCAUUUCAGUGAUUAUUUCGGGUCGGCUCCAAACUCCGGCUCGCAUACUCCUGCCAGCCCAGAGCUGUCCCGCCGGCCUUCUGACGACGGUGAUAACGAGGCAAUCUCCUCUGGAAUGGCCACCCCAUUCCACCCACAAUAUGCCGAGGUUGAGACUCUGAGCCGAGUGCCUAGCUACUCAACCGCGGUGCGCGCUGCCGUCGGCCCCUGUGACUCACAGCUACCCGGCUACGAGACGGUCAUGGCCAAUGACAUUCCCACACUUCAGUCACCACAGCAGGCCUACCUUCGGAGUGGCCGUACCAGCGCUCGCCCCAGUGGCUUCUCCACGCCAACAACGCCAUUAGAGGUGAAUCGAUCCAGUUACCUCCAAUCGCUCAACAGCAACGCUGACGACAUGGCCCGCAGACUCCGUUUAGUACAAGAGCGCGCUAGAGCGUGA
This is a messenger RNA of Penicillium waksmanii, 1806 nucleotides long. RefSeq names its product arrestin family protein. Gene Ontology annotation, biological process: ubiquitin-dependent endocytosis. The record is from RefSeq and is a predicted model, not a curated record. Lineage: Eukaryota; Fungi; Ascomycota; Eurotiomycetes; Eurotiales; Aspergillaceae. Gene Ontology annotation, molecular function: protein-macromolecule adaptor activity; ubiquitin protein ligase binding. The transcript is spliced from 5 exons. The coding region runs from base 1 to 1806 and encodes 601 amino acids. Gene Ontology annotation, cellular component: cytoplasm; plasma membrane; cytosol.